Messenger RNA from Daphnia carinata, 2357 nucleotides. Its product is annotated as fork head domain transcription factor slp1-like. Gene Ontology annotation, molecular function: sequence-specific double-stranded DNA binding; DNA-binding transcription factor activity. NCBI's taxonomy places the organism in Eukaryota, Metazoa, Arthropoda, Branchiopoda, Diplostraca, Daphniidae. Gene Ontology annotation, cellular component: nucleus. The record is from RefSeq and is a predicted model, not a curated record. The transcript has a single exon. The coding region runs from base 327 to 1847 and encodes 506 amino acids. Gene Ontology annotation, biological process: regulation of transcription by RNA polymerase II.
UCAGGACAGACCUCUUUUCGUUGUUGUCUUCAACCAGUUUUCAUUUUUAAAAAGUCUUCAAGUUUUUGACCUUUCGGCUAGGUCCGUCUCACAGUUUGUGCAAUUCAUCAUUGCCCUGUAAUCAAAACGCUCAGUGCGAAUCAUUUUUUGCGAGUUUGAUAAAAAAAAAAAAAAAAAGUGGCAAUUUUUUAUCGACAGUGAUCUGAUUGCAAGUUGAAAACGUUUGGAACUCAACGAUCAAAACAACUAAAGCGGAACGCCCCUGCCAUUUGUUUUUUUUUUCAAACUGUCUCGAACUGGCUUCUGAUCCAAAUCCGACGGGUAAGAUGGUCAAAGUGGAGGGCCCGCAGUCUCUGCCACAGCCGGCCAUGGCCCGCGCACCGCCCUUCUCCAUUUUAUCUCUGUUGCCCGAGACGGCCGUUCAUCAUCACCAUCACCACGAAUCCGUUCAGUACAACAGCGUCAGCCAUCAGCAACAACAGCACAGACCCGACUCGUCCACCUCGUCGACGGCCAUGAAGGAGAACGUGUACAGUGACAACAGCGAAGUCGAUGACGUCUACACCGACGAGGAACAGGAUCUCGAUGUUGAGGGCAUGGAAGCCUCCAGCCCGCUCCGUUCCGACGAAAGCGAAGAGGAGGCCAGCAUCAAAGAUCUCAACUGCUCCUCCGAGUCUUCCAGCACCGUCAACCUGAGCGGCAAAACGGACAAGUCCAGCAAGAACAAGAGCGGCAAAAGUGAGGGCGACGAAGAAGGGACUAACAAAUCAUCCAAGAGUUCCAGCAGCAAGAAGGAAGGCGACGAGAAGAGCAAGAAAAACGAGAAGCCUCCCUUUUCCUACAACGCCCUCAUCAUGAUGGCCAUCCGGAGCAGCGCCGAGAAGCGUCUGACUCUCAACGGCAUCUACGAGUUCAUCAUGAAGAACUUCCCUUACUACCGUGACAACAAACAAGGCUGGCAGAACUCGAUCCGCCACAAUCUGUCGCUCAACAAGUGCUUCGUCAAGGUGCCUCGCCACUACGACGAUCCCGGCAAAGGUAACUACUGGAUGUUGGACCCUUCCAGCGACGAUGUCUUCAUCGGCGGAACCACUGGCAAACUGCGUCGGCGAUCAACAGCCGCUUCCCGAUCGCGUUUGGCCGCUUUCAAGCGUAGUUUCGGUUUCCCAUCUUUGGCCGGCUUCCCUGGUAUGCCGCCCGUCCAUCCGGGCAUGGCCGCCGCUGGUUUCCAUCCCGUUGCUCCCAACUCGGCUCACCAUCCGGCAUCCGUUGGACAUCCUCAUCAUCCUUAUUCGACACCGACUGGUGCGUGGCCCGGCUUGGCCGCUUCUCUUUGCAAUUCCGCCGCCGCUCUCUACCGCUACAGCACCGCUGUUGGCUACGCAGCCUCCGCCGGCUACGGCAAUCUCCUCGCUCAUCCGGGCAGCCAUCCAUCGGCUCAUCAUCCGUCGCAAGUUCCAUCCGGUCUUGGCGGAUUCAGUUCGCCAUUGGCCGGCAAUAAAAUGGUCGGUUCGACUCCGGCGCAUCAUCACCAAGCCCACAGUUUCUCCGUCGAACGGCUCCUCGGCUCUUCGCCGUCCGAUUCUCCCAUCCGGCACAUGCCACCCACCUCUCAAGCGAUGGGCUCGUCACCUUUCGGCAUGCUAGGCCAUCCUCUGCUCCAGCAGGCCGCCGCUUACGCCGACUUCUACGGCAACGGCCACCUCCGCUUCAAUUCGGGACUGAUGGGCAUGGGCCUACCAUCCGCCGUCUCUCCCAUUUCUCAACAACAUCAGCCACGAUCCAACUCCACUUCACCGUUGGCUCCUACGCCGACCUCGCCUCCUUUGAUCUCCAGGACGAGUUAAACAAAUCCCUGAAUCAUCUUUGAAUAUAUAUAUUUUUUUUUGUGUUUAUUUUUAACCGACGCGGGAAAUUUGAAAUGUCUCACCCCGUCGGACCCCCCGCCCCCCCUCCCCCCAUCAGCAAAACCCAGUUCACAUUUGAAUGUCAAUUGUUCGAGGCCUUCCUCACACCGGAUGAUGGCUGGGAUCGAAGCCUGUCAACGUUGUACAUACCAUCAAGUCUAUCGAAGUCUAUUUUGAAAAACAUUUUAAAAGAACAAAAAAAGAAUUCCUCACUCUUGCGGAUCGAUAUGUCCUCCUAAUUCUAUUGUCAUAAAUCCGUUUGUUAUUGCAGUAAAUGUUUCGCUCGUGUACGUAUUUCAUAUAGAGAGUCUACAUAUUUCAGUUGCCACUGUACUUGUACAUAUUUAUAAACGAUAUAACUAGAACAACAACAACAACAACAACAAAAAACAAUCCCCACCCAAAAAAAUGGAAAUAUGCGCGUCAAUCUCAAAUUACAAGCGUCUUGAA